AUGCAGGACGCUUUUUUGAUGCCAGUAAGCCCGGCACCUCGCCAGACUGACUAUCGUCCGACUAUCAAGAAGUCCCGCGGUCAUGUCCCGGCCUGUCUGGUAAAUGCCUCGGUGACGUAUUGCAGCAAUGACCGAAUAUAUGCCUUUGGCGGGUUUGAUCAAUACACCGAUGAAGUCUACAACCAUGUGCUCAAGCUGGACUUGGAGACCUUGGAGUGGGAGCUCGUCGACAAUUAUGGAGAUAUCCCCGGAGUGCGCAUGGGUCAUACUGCAUCCUUGUAUCAAGGCGACAAGUUGAUUGUAUUCGGAGGAGAAAAUGAACACCGCAAGUAUCUCGCUGACGUCGUCAUUCUCGAUUUGAAUACCUUCACCUGGUCAAUUCCAGAAAUCCGUGGCCCCACACCGCGUGGACGGGCAAGGCAUGCCGCCGUGAUUCAUGGAGAAAAGCUAUUCAUUGCAGGUGGAUUAAUAGGAGAGAAGAACCUCAUCCUAGACGACUUAACUUAUCUGGAUCUUCAAACUUGGACCUGGUCUCGAACCUGGAGCUUUACUGCCCGUUUCGAUCAUAUUGCCUGGGUAUGGGGAACGCGACUCUGGAUAUUUGGUGGAUUAGGACCCGAUAUGGAGCGAACGACCGACAUUUGGUGGCUCGACCUCAAAGGAUCCCCGUCAUUGACCGGAAGCACCAAUCUCCAAGGUAGUGUCAAUUCCCUGGGCUUUAAUCUUCCGACUGCUCAUUACCCAGACUCUAUUCCAAGCAGUCCUUUACAUCAGAUGUCUCCGCGAUCCUAUGCUGCAAACUCAGGCAGUGUGCAGGUUCGCAACCUUGGUCGCCGUAAACCUAUUGCUCCAGGUACUAUCUCCUGUGUCCGGUUUAACUCUGGCCCCCAUGUUCCAUCUCUCUUCUCCGGAACCCAUUUCCAAUCCUUUGUGUCCGGUGUGCUGCUCGAUCUAAUCACACCGUCGGAGACUGUCCGGUCGCAUGACUGCAACCUAUCCGCUCUGGAGCUUAACUCACUACGUUGGCAGCGAGUGGCUGACGGACAAGAGAUCUUUCGGCCCGGCUACCGAUGGCACUACUGUACGAUAAACGAGGCGGGAACGAAGGCAUGGCUGCUGGGGUGUAGUAUUGAGGGCGUGCCCGGAAGUAGUGAUGAGAACCAGAUGAGUGAAGUCCUCACCAUUGAUUUGGAGAAGUAUGGCUUGCUAGGGAACGGAUUGUCGGCGGAUGCUCCCGAGCAGGAUGCACCCUGGCCUUCUGAUCCAAUGGGCUCCCAAGUUUCCGGACUUGGUGCCGAUCUCGCCGCUGUGUUUGAUCAUCCACCCGAGUCAGGCAGUGGUACUGAUUUUGUCAUUACUGCAAUCCGUGAUGAUUGGGACUGUUCCAACUCGGAUGAACUGGAAAAUGAGCCGAUUGAAUCACCAACCAACGCUGCACCCACCUUUGUGGAAGUUGAUCCAUCGACUUCGGAGCCUAUUCAUGUGCAUCGACUCUUUCUACAACUCCGAUGGCCACAUUUCAAGCGGCUGUACUCUGCGCAGAUGGCCGAGUACCACACUAAGCGAAUGCAUAUCCCGGAACCCUACUCGGUUGUUCGGGCCUUCCUCUACUACUUGUACACAGACAGUAUUGCAGGUCACUCAGACUACCCAUCCAGUGCCAUUGAUGUGGCAGGUAUGCUGGUCAUGGCCAACCUUUAUGACAUGCCGAAGCUGCGCCUGCUCUGUGUGAAUCGAUUGAGCCGCGAGCUUGAUGUGCACAACGCAGCUAUUGUCUGGGAGCGUGCCGGGCGGACCAAUGAGCAUUGGCUGAAACGCCGCGCUGAGCGAUUCUGUCAGAUCUACUGGGGUCGUGUGGUUCGAACCGACGGGUUCAAGUCUCUCAGCCACCGCAGUUUGAUUGAGUUGUGUGAGAUUGUAGACACGGAUGCUAGUAUCGUCUCAGGGUCUGAGCUAGAAGUGGUGAGCGCAAUUGGAGCGCAUGAUCCUUCCAAGACUUCACUCUUACGGCUUGGCUCGACAGCCGACGAGUCUGAGAUGGACUCGGACGACGAAGAAAUGGAGAUUUUAUGA
Penicillium nucicola is the source of this 2073-nucleotide messenger RNA. RefSeq names its product Kelch motif domain protein. NCBI's taxonomy places the organism in Eukaryota, Fungi, Ascomycota, Eurotiomycetes, Eurotiales, Aspergillaceae. The record is from RefSeq and is a predicted model, not a curated record. The transcript has 3 exons. Gene Ontology annotation, molecular function: protein binding. Bases 1 to 2073 code for a protein of 690 amino acids.